Messenger RNA from Ilex paraguariensis (yerba mate), 746 nucleotides. The record is from the annotation of a GenBank genome assembly. Lineage: Eukaryota; Viridiplantae; Streptophyta; Magnoliopsida; Aquifoliales; Aquifoliaceae.
UUUCACUCACCUGAUCAAUAAAAGGACUUGUAAUUAUAAUUUCAUUUGCCUCAACAAGUUUGGAUCAAAAAUGGCGCUAGUUUUUUCAGUUAAUAACGGCCUCCACCAUAAACCCCUCUCUCUUUCAAGCCCUAAUUUCAAUUCUCGACAAUUCUCCACUAAUCUUAAGCAUAAGCCCUUGUUCUGCUCCUCCUUCACUACGAUGAAUCGUCGGUGUCGGCGGCUCUUCCCAAUGGUGAACAGGUUGGAUAAAGAUUCUGCACAGAGCAACUCAACAGAUGAAGAUGUGAAUAAUUUAGGGGUUAAAGCUGCAUUAUCUAUCCUGAGGUUCUACAAAAGUGAAAUUUCGCCAUUGUUACCAAAUAGUUGUCGUUAUGUUCCAACAUGUAGCGAGUAUUCAAUGAUUGCUUACAGGAAAUACGGAGUUCUUAAAGGGACCAUCCUGACUGGUUGGCGUCUCUGUCGUUGCAAUCCCCUCGUGGAUUAUAUUCUUCAGGUGGUUCCGGAUUUGAUCCCCCAAGAUGGUUUGAUGAACCAGAUCCACCAAAGCAAUGAGAAAUUUCAAACGUACUAGAAAGAAGCCAGUGUGAAAGUUAGUUUUUAUGGUUUCAUGGUUGUUAAGGACUUAUUUGUUGAUCUUCCUUGUAAACAUUUUAUAUGUUGUUAAUAUUAUUUUUGUAGUAAAUUGUGCGCAGAUGCAAGAUAGUUUACUUAAAUUCAUGGCUGUUGCUUUUUCUUAAUAUCAU